Messenger RNA from Arachis ipaensis, 957 nucleotides. The record is from RefSeq and is a predicted model, not a curated record. Lineage: Eukaryota; Viridiplantae; Streptophyta; Magnoliopsida; Fabales; Fabaceae.
AUGAAUGACACACUUCACACCUUUAUGCAAGAACAACAGGAGUUCCACAAGAAACAAGAAACAUAUAUGGCUACUAUAGCCGAAGCUCUCUCCCGUUUGACUCUCCCUCCUCCAACUAUGCAAAACACCCAACAAGCCUCAACUUCUAGUAGUUUACCCUCUCAACCUCAACCCAAUCCUAAGGGAAGCAUCAAUGCCAUCACCCUUAGGAGUGGCACUAAGUUGGAUGAUAUUGGUGUUGUGCAUACAAAGUUAAGUGAGGAGACAAACAAUGAAGAGGUAGGAGAUGAAGUGGAAGUGAUAAAGGAUGAGAAUAAAAAUGUUGAAAGAGGUGAAGAAGAACCACUCAAGGUCAAGGAGCCAAAGAGGAAGAAUCCACUUGAAGAGCCUAUGCCCAUUCCAUUUCCAACUUUGGCCAAGAAGGCUAAAAAGCAAGAAGAACUUGACCCUAGCAUGGUGGAAGUUUUUAAGAAUGUUAAAGUCACCGUCCUCCUCUUUCAAUCCAUUCAACAAGUGCCCAAAUAUGCCAAGUUCCUCAAAGAUGUUUGCACUCAUAAAGACAAACUUGGCGAGCUCAAUAAAAAGUCGGGGACGUGCGUAAGUAUUAUGUCACUCUCCAUUUAUGAAAGAUUGAACUUGUUACCCCUAAAGAGGUCCGGAGCGAGAUUUGUGUUGGCCGAUAAGAGCAUUGUAUCAGUUGUGGAGAUUGCAAAAAAUGUCCUAGUUAACAUCCAAGGAUUGCUCUUCCCAGUUGAUUUCCACAUUUUGGAGACCCCUCCCAUUGACUCAAACAAGCCAUCAUCCAUACUCCUUGGAAGGAUACAGAAGAAGGGUAAGAAACCGGUCACUUUACCAGUUGUGCAACCUACAACCCGCACAUCCAGACCUUAUUUCAUGGAUCGCCCAAGUGAUAACCCGAAUGUCUUGGUCAACCAGAGAGCCGAGUUCCAAUAUUAA